AUGUCAUCUCCACCACCGCCGUCGCGUCCGGCACGUCGCCAAUUCAUGACGACCAUGACGGCCAGCAAAGCCGCCAAACUGCAAAGCAACAAGGCGAAGCCAGUCACCCCGGCUGCCCCAGCAGAAUCGCGUCCUACUUCCAUGUUCCCUGCCGAGCUCAGAAAGCCUCUGGACGCUAUCGCCGAUCCCAUCUAUCUCACAGCCCAUGCUGUGGCUGCCCUCUGGUUCCCCAUACAAGAUUGUGAUGAAGUCUACAACUACUACGAGCCUACACACUACUUGACCGAUGGCUACGGCAAGCAGACAUGGGAAUACUCACCCGACUAUGCCAUUCGUAGUUGGGGCUACGUGACCGUCCAUGCCUUCAUCAUUGGCCUGCGUCGCGUCAUUCCCAUCUGGAACCUGCCCAAGGUGUGGAAGUUUUACUUCCUGCGCAUCGUGUUGGGUGUCAUUUGUGCCGCAGCGGAGUCCAGGCUCUACUCCAAGAUCUCGAGAACUCUCAACCCCAGACUCGGCAUGCUGUUCUUCCUCAUCAUGCUUACGAGCCCUGGCAUGUUCCACGCUUCCGUGUCCUACCUGCCCUCCUCUUUCUCCAUGUACACAACUGCCCUAGGCAUGGCUGCUUUCAUGGACUGGCGCGGCGGUAUGCGUACAGCUACAGGAAUGAUGUGCAUGAUUGGUGGUGCCUUCCUCGGUUGGCCCUUUGCCGCUGCUCUCAUCGCUCCGUUCAUGGUCGAGGAGUUCACGCUUGCUUAUUUUACCGACAAGGAAGAGUUUAUCAGCUUCUGCUACCGCAUCUUGGAUGGCUCUGUUCGCUCUACCAUUGUACUCGUCCUGCAAUUCAUCAUUGACGGCUUUUUCUAUCGAAAGGUAGCCCUUGUGCCCUACAACAUCGUCUGGUACAAUGUCAUUGCUGCCCGCCACGGCAAGGGUCCUGACAUCUAUGGUACCGAGCCAUGGCACUUCUAUGCCCGCAAUCUCUUGCUCAACUUCAAUGUCUGGUUCAUCAUUGCCUUGGCUGCCAUGCCGCUCUACUUCAUCCACACUUUUGUUCUACGUCGACCUAUUUUCAAGCAGUCUUAUCUGCGCGGCAUCAUAUUCCUUACUCCUUUUUACCUCUGGUUGGCCGUCUUCACACUCCAACCUCACAAGGAAGAACGCUUUAUGUAUCCCAUCUACCCUGCUCUCGGCUUCAACGCUGCCCUGGGCUCGCAUAUCCUACUCAGCUGGCUCGGUUCUUCCAACCCUCGCUCACUUAUUGCUAUGAUCCCAGCCAAGUUGAGAUUGUUGUUUGCCGCCCUUUGCUUUAUUGCCGCCGUGAACUUUGGUGCAUGGAGAACCUUUGGCAUGAUGACUGCCUACAACGCUCCCCUGAGUGUAUACAAGCCUCUGCGUCUUCCUGGUGUCUCAAGACCAGGUGAUAAUGUCUGCCUUGGCAAAGAAUGGUACCGCUUCCCUUCCUCAUACCAUCUUCCUGAUGGUGUGAGCGCCAAGUUUGUAAAGAGCGAAUUCAGUGGUCUUCUACCAGGUGACUUCAGUCAAGCAGGCAAAGGCUUCGGCUUGUAUCCUGGUGCAUGGCUUACACCAAGUGGCAUGAACAAUGAGAACAGGGAAGAUCCCAGUAAAUACACUCAAAUCUCGCACUGCUCGUUCAUGGUGGAUUCGUCCUUCCCUGGUACUGAGCCUUCUCCCUUGGAGCCCGACUACAUCAACCAGACAGAGACAUGGGAGAAGCUAUCGUGUGAGCCGUUCCUGGAUGCUUCGCGUACUGGCACCAUCGGUCGCAUCGGAUGGGUUCCUGGUUGGAAGUUCAUUCCAGCCAAGUACCGUCGCCAAUGGGGCGAGUACUGUCUUUUGCUAUGGGUUCCAUCAGACUUCAAGAGACCAACUGCUGCACCAUAUCCAGACUGGUCAUUCGAGACCACCAAGCCCUUACCAUACCGUCCUUUCCGUUAUGGACCCAAGUACAACAUCACCAUGGGUUUGCGAAUUAUGGAUUGGGACGAAUGGAUCGAACUGGAUAACCACUACCCCCGUUUCCAUGCCGAUAAAAAGCGCCGAAUCGAAGAGCGUGGAAGUAAGUGCUUUCAUACUGAUCCCAGUCCCCAGGUGUUUGAUGGCGCCGUAGAGCUCCUGGAAGAGCUAUGUGGCUAUCUCCCAGAGCGAUAUCCAAGCAUGUUCCGCAAGACAGAACAUGGUAUGAUCAAUCUUUUCGCGGAUGAGACUUUCGACAUCAGAAAGGAGGUAUUGACGAUGAAUGGCAACCGCGAGGAUCCCAUGCAAAUGGCUGCACGAAUGGUACAAGAUGAUUUGGCUAUCAUGUUUGAAAAAGAGGAUGGUCAGAUGUACCUGCUUGCUGGUGCUGUCCUGCUGGCAGGCUUCUGGCGUCUCGAAGAUAAGCUUGGCAUGUCUCUUGACGAGAUCCAUUACAGCGGUGAUGUUCCCGGGUAUCAUGACAAACUCCGCAAGGGAAUGAACAACUUCUUCCGCCGCAUAAAGCCUGAAGCACCCGUGAAGCGUAACAACUACUUCCUUCAAGUCGACGAAGAUCUCGCAUGGUCCUACAGUAUCGGACCUGAAGACGCCGGAGAACCUUCCUGGGAUACUGCUGCCACCAAUCGCGCCAUCGAACAUCACUACUUCCGCUCUGAAUGUCAAUCUCUACGACGACUGCCCCGAUCUGGAGGUGUGUUGUUUACUAUCCGUACGUACUUCCAUCCUAUUACGGAGAUCGCCGAGGAAGACUAUGUGCCUGGGAGGUUGGCAAGUGCGAUCAGGAGCUGGGGUGAUGAUGUUAGCAAGUACAAGGGCAAGGCAAAGUAUGGAGAUGUUUUGCUGGACUACUUGGACAAGAAGCACGAGGAGCAGGUUGCCAAUGGACUGGAUCUGAGUAGAGAGGAUGAGUGUAGAGCUUAUCCAUACUAGGUACAAGCCAUAGACUUUUGAAUGAUUUAUGAACCACAUCAAGAUGCUUCAUGCUCAC
This is a messenger RNA of Aureobasidium subglaciale EXF-2481, 2983 nucleotides long. Its product is annotated as glycosyltransferase family 22 protein. Gene Ontology annotation, biological process: protein N-linked glycosylation. Gene Ontology annotation, cellular component: endoplasmic reticulum membrane. Gene Ontology annotation, molecular function: alpha-1,2-mannosyltransferase activity. The record is from RefSeq and is a predicted model, not a curated record. Lineage: Eukaryota; Fungi; Ascomycota; Dothideomycetes; Dothideales; Saccotheciaceae. Bases 1 to 2925 code for a protein of 974 amino acids. The transcript has 5 exons.